Messenger RNA from Bombus pyrosoma, 3654 nucleotides. Its product is annotated as facilitated trehalose transporter Tret1-2 homolog. Gene Ontology annotation, cellular component: membrane. The record is from RefSeq and is a predicted model, not a curated record. NCBI's taxonomy places the organism in Eukaryota, Metazoa, Arthropoda, Insecta, Hymenoptera, Apidae. Gene Ontology annotation, molecular function: transmembrane transporter activity. The transcript has 8 exons. The coding region runs from base 1691 to 3220 and encodes 509 amino acids. Gene Ontology annotation, biological process: transmembrane transport.
GUAAUCUACAAUUUGAAAAUUUGUGAUAUUCUCGUUUUGAGAAUUACUUCGGUAAAUACAUUUAAUUCCUCAACGCACAGAUUUGCCUCAAUUCACUAAUGAGGAUGAUUCUAUCACUAUGCAUUUUGAUGUAUAGUGCAUCAAUUUAUAACAUGUAGCUUAAAGUCAUAAAGAUUAAUGGCUAAAAAUAUCAGCCAGACUAAUUGCAAGCACAAUCCAUGUCAUGGGCAAGUGCGAUAAGGAGAGAUACUCGUAUGGCUGGUCCAGAAAAUCGACUUUGUUUUUUGCAUAAAUCAAAAGUACAAUGCUUCAAAACUAUCCACAUAAAUUUGUGGAGCCGAAUUUGAAAAAAAAAUAACCAAGUUGAAACUCGUUUAGCAAGGCUCGCCAGAGCCCGACGAUAAGCGGGUGUAAAAGUCAAUAAUAUGCGCGCGAUGUAUAUGAAAUGCAAUAUUGAGAUGACAAGACAGUGUGAUAAUCAAUAAUCUAAUCUGAUAAUCUGCACAUAUAGGAUCGUUGUUUACCUGAUUGCGAUAGUUUACAUAAGUCGGUUUAUUUACCUAUAAUUACAUUUACUUAUUCUGAUGAGUGUAUCAAGUGCUACACUGCAUGCAAACGAUGAUUAUAUCGUUGUAAAUCAUGACAAUGAUUGCAUACGAUCCGAUAUAACUUUUAUUUUUUAGUUCACGAAUGUCUCUUUUUACUCGUAAAAUAAUAAUCUUUCGUUUGUUAAUAAUUUUCUAAGGAAAUAUAAAAGAAUCAUUCGAUUUUGCUGCUGUCACACGAAAAUCUUCCGUUAAGUGGUUAAAAUACUCGCGUAUCAAUUUAUUAAAGAUUACACGAUUUGCAAUACGACUACGUUAUUAUACAUUUGUUUAAACCCUGCUGUGUUCUUUCGAUCCUUAUCGAUCCAAUCGAUUUCUUCUAACAAGAAAUUUUAUUAUUUUAACAUUUGUUUUCCGAGUUUCUCAUUCUCUAGUUAGAAAUAUGUCAAGCUCAAGCAAGAUAUGGAAAAGUUGUUUUUAUAUGCACGACACCUCGCUUCAACUUUAUGUUAAAUAUUUUUUACAAAUAUUAAGUCUUCUUAUUCGUUGGGAUAAAUCCAAAAUCGAAAUAUAAAAAUUGGAGGAUUGCAACAGGUGAAUCUAUCUGGUAUUAUAUCUAGAUAAGUAGAGAGCAGUCUAAUAGUCGGAACAUUGAUUAAAAAAGGGAGAUGAAUCUAUGGCAACUGCUGGAGGAGGUCGAGAACAAGAAUUUUUUUAAUCGCUGGAGAGUUAACUAUUUCUUAUGGAAAAAGGUCUUGCUGGUUUACUUGGGGGAUUUCUGGCUUAUGACGUUAUUCUCAGGAAUGUGGGACCCGUAUUUGUGGGAAGAGCUCAGUGAUUCGGAUGAAGAUAGUCCAUUGAAUUCUUUGUAAAUUUAAAGAAAGAAAAACCGAAUGUUUUGGAAGAAUUUUGGUUGAAGGUAUGACCGAAUCCUGAUAUAUUAUGAUAUGAUAUAUAAUAUAUUAAUUAUAUGCUAAUGCUUUAAUCGUCCGACGCGAGGAACUUUCUCCUUAACGAAGGAUAAAGUUAACGGAAAACUUGUAUGUAGACCUAAAAUAAUUAAUUAGAUGAAAAAAUACAAACCAAGUUAAGAGAGCAGGAGCGAAGUGACGUUUAAAAGGAUACUUACUACGACAUAUUUGAAAAUGAGUAUAGUAAACGGAAUAAAUGAUUCGAACGGGCACGUGGAGACACAUUUGGAGACCAAGUUCGUGCCAGAUACCGAAGAGGAAAGAAAAUGGGAGAAGAAAGGUGUCAUGUAUCAGAUAAUUAUGUCGCUGUGCGCGAACUCCUCCGUUUUGGGUCCUUCCAUGGCUUUUGGCUAUAGCGGAGUUGCAUUGACACCUUUGACGUCAUCUACCAGUGACGUGAAAAUCGACAAAGAUCAAGCCAAUUGGAUUGCGACAGCAACAGCACUGGGUAUUCCAUUUGGUUGCAUCGUUUCUGGUUACACUAUGAGACGCGGAAGAAAGUUGAGCUUGUUGAUAACGUCUAUCGUGUCCAUCGUUGGCUGGCUCGUCAUUUAUUUAGCUGGAACAUACGAACAAAUUCUUGUAGGCAGAAUCAUUUCCGGAAUCGCGACAGGUAUGGCCUCGGUACCAGCCACAGUUUAUAGCGCGGAGGUUUCUUCUCCAAAAUGGCGAUCAAUUAUGAUAACAUGGACCAGCGUAUCUAUCGCCAUCGGUGUUCUUGUCGUUUAUAUUUUCGGCUAUAUUUUCAAGGACGAUUGGCGAAUGGUGGCUCUGAUGUGCGCCCUGUUUCCUCUGGUCUCGGCCGUGCUGACCUUGGCCAUCGUCCUAGAAACCCCGAUCUGGUUACGAGACAGAGGUCGUCUAGACGAGGCGUUACAGGUGUUGAAAAAAUUCCGCGGCAUCCCAAAAGACGUGCCUCCCCCGCCACAGCUUAACGAAGAAUUGAAACCACGUCCUCAGCGAAAGAAACAAAAUUUCAUGAAACAUAUGCUCAAGAGGAACGCCAUGGUACCUUUUGCAAUUCUGCUCGGUUAUUUCUUUUUCCAGCAAUUCUCCGGACUUUUCAUCAUCGUCUAUUACGCAGUGGACAUUAUACAAAGCGCUGGAGUCACUAUAGAUCCCAAUUUGGGGGCAGUUUUGAUAGGAUUAACAAGAUUAGUAGGUACUUUACUAGUGUCGUGCAUGUCAGGAAAAUUAGGAAGGAGAAAACCUUCUAUCGUUUCUGGAUCUGCAAUGACAAUUUUCAUGGGAGUAUUAUCUGUGUACUUAUUAAUGAAGGAUAAAGGAUAUUCUAUAAACGAUGGUGGCCUGAUACCUGUGAUAUGUAUACUUAUGUACAUUUUUGGAAGCACUUUUGGCUUCUUGGUGAUCCCAUUCGCCAUGGUGGGCGAAGUGUAUCCAACGAAGGUUAAGGAAGCGUUAUCAGGACUGACUACGUGUAUCAAUUACAUCUUCAGCGCCAUUACGGUGAAAACUUACCCGGACAUGGAGGCCGCUAUGGGGAGACAUGGAGUUUUCAUAUUUUUCACGGUGCUGUCGUUUUUGGGAACGUUAUUUGUGACGUUUUUCUUACCUGAGACUAAGGGAAAGACUCUGAGGGAGAUUGAAGAUAUGUUCUCGAGGAAGAAGGAAGUGGUUGACUCGCCGGAAGAAGAGAAGAUGGUAGAUGGUAGAUAUGAUAUAUGUUUCUGGAGGAAAGCAUAGUUACCUGAAGGUUACACGAAUUAUUUAGUAAAGAAAAGAAACGAUGGACUUUUUGAAGGCGGAAAAAAAUGAUAUCGAGGGAUUCUAUUUAUAAAUCUGAAUAUCAAUGCAACGGUGAAAAUACUCUUAACUUUGUCUAAAUCGAAACAAUUUCUUCAUGUUUGCGAAAAGUUUGAGUGUAAAGAUUGGGAAUGUUAGAAAAGAUUGAUCGAGAUUUUUAUUCGUUAAAAAUAUCAGCCCUUGCAAAUCUAGCUUCCUUAUUGCGUUGAUAGCUGUUAAUUAAUCUAUCAAACUACGUUGCAACUGCCUGUCAUCCUGCCAUCUAUGUUUAUUUUCUGUUAAAGUAAUUUAAGAAUAUACUUAUUUUUGUACCUUUAAUAAAUGUUAAAUAUUAUAUGUAUUAUAUUAAAUAAUAAAUGUUAAAUAUUAUAUAA